This is a messenger RNA of Micropterus dolomieu (smallmouth bass), 3632 nucleotides long. It is a transcript of the gene synpo2la, whose product is annotated as synaptopodin 2-like a. The record is from RefSeq and is a predicted model, not a curated record. Gene Ontology annotation, cellular component: actin cytoskeleton; nucleus; Z disc. NCBI's taxonomy places the organism in Eukaryota, Metazoa, Chordata, Actinopteri, Centrarchiformes, Centrarchidae. Gene Ontology annotation, biological process: positive regulation of actin filament bundle assembly. Gene Ontology annotation, molecular function: actin binding. The coding region runs from base 1 to 3603 and encodes 1200 amino acids. The transcript has 4 exons.
AUGGUUGCAGAGGAAGUGAUAAUUACAUUGUCUGGUGGAGCACCGUGGGGCUUUCGUCUCCAGGGAGGUUUGGAGCAUCAGAAACCGCUCCAGGUGGCGAAGGUGCGUAAACGUAGCAAGGCAUGCAGGGCUGGGCUGAGGGAAGCUGAUGAGCUGGUGUCCAUCAACGAACAGCCAUGUGGAAUGCUAUCCCAUGCUCAGGCCAUGGAACUCAUUGACAGCUCCCCUGGGAUAUUACACAUACGGGUCAAAAGGGUGCCUGCUGGUUUUCAGUCCGUGGUGCUUGUGACCCGUGCCCCAUCUCCCCGUAUAGACAAAGAGUACCGUGCUGCAUUGCGUGCCAUGUCACCCACCAACCACCACCAUGCACCUGUCCGUGAGGUCCACCGUAGCCGCUCCUCUAUAACCAGUGGCUUGACGUCUCCACCUGGUAGUGAGGCUUACUACGGCGAGACUGACAGUGAUGCAGACGUGGCAGGCUAUGAGAGGCAGCGGCGGCAGAAACGCCGCAGUCCCAGCAACUCGAUCCCGGGAAAACCAACAGGACGAACCUCCCCUGAGGGCGGGGAGACAUCAGAGAUGAGUGGCUAUGACAGCGCUCCAGAUGCACAUGUUUACCCCAGUAUGCUGGAUGGACAUGGGGGAGAUGGAAAUGGAGGAGGGGGGCUACCAGGGGUGGCACGGAAGGAGGUGAUUUACCAGCCUCCUGGUCCAGGAAUGUGGUCCUCCCAGACAUCCACUGAGACCUCCUCCAUCAUCUCCUCAGCAGAUGACCAGGGGCCACGGGAUGGGGGGCAAGAGGAGGAUAGUGGCUUUCUAGAGCCAGCCAACGUGCCACUGGUAUCCCCUGAGAGGGCAAAGGAGGCCCUAAUGCUGGGCUCCCGCAGCCAGCUGGUGCCAAUGGUGGGCCCUGUGAAUAAACCUAUCGACGAGGAGCUUACUACAACCUACAUGGAAAAGGCCAAGCAAGCCAAACUGAACCGAGGGGAUACACCGCAAGACAAGCAAGUUAAGGAAGCUAAAAGCAAGUGUCGAACAAUUGCAUCCCUACUGACUGAUGCUCCCAACCCUCACUCCAAGGGGGUGCUGAUGUUCAAGAAGCGACGGCAGCGCUCCAAGAAGUACACCCUCACCAGCUUUGGUAGUGUGGAUGAGGAUAGGUGUCGGGACUCACAAGAGGAGGAUGGGGUAUUUCCUGGCAGCGAAUCAGAGUUUGAUGAUGAUGGCUUCUCAGCAGUUCCUGAUCCAACAUGGGAUAGUGAAUACUUGGAUAUGCUGGAGAAAAGGGCAACUGCAGGGAUUGAAGGUCGUGGUGAUGGGACAGAGGAUGCCCCAAGUCCUGGGUUGAGUGACACUGCGGGCAAGGGUGCCCAGUUGUUUGAGCAGCAGAGAAAGAGGGUUGCUGAGCAUGCAAAGAAGGUAGAGGCGGAACAACCUCAGCCUCCUCCACAGUCUCAAGUCCAGGAGCAGGCUCAGAUGCAUCACUUGCAUCCAGAAAUGCAUCCACAUAUGCAACCAAAUCUUCAGCCUCAGCAGAUGAUAUCAACUGGCCCUACAGCUAUACAGCAAGAGCUGUCUGAGGCUCCAGGUCCAGUUGCAGCCCAUGUAAUGUCUAACUGUGACUUAUCCUACUCUGCAGUUAGUACAGCUAGCAUUGUGAUGUCACCUCCACCUGUUGGACCCAAACAAGCCACUGUCUCAGCAACUAUUCUGACCAGACCUGCAGCACCAGCUGAAACACCAUUACCAGAACUACCGGCUAGUAAUGUUCUCAACAGAACGGCCCGUCCUUUCACUCCUGGCUUUAUCAGCAUUCGAGCUGCAACUGCCCCUGUAACGUUCCGACCACCUGUUACAAAGACGGCCCAGCGUCCUGCCUCAGCAGCUGUUGUGCCACCACCAUUCUCCACUGCCUCUGACCUGGGCAUUAAUGCUACAUCAGUAACAUCACAGCUACUCCCUGGUCCUCUGUCUCCACCAUUCUGUGUACCUCAACGUCCCUUUGCACCAACACCAGCAGCUCCUGUUACCCUUCACCCUCCAGCCAUCUGUACUUCUGUAGAGAAAAUGCAGUCAUCACCACCAGUAACUACUCUUCAUCAGGCUGCAUUCUCGACUGUGCCCCCAGUAUCUAUGCCUUCAAUGCCCCUUGCUCCACAAGCACCAAUGGCUCCAGCCCCAGUUCUUCCUGUAUCUCAAAUUCCUGGUUCAGCUGACCCAGUUGCCCCAUUGCCUCCACUUCAAGUACCAGGUCCUCAGCCACCCCCACCUCAAUUUUCCAUGGCACCUGUAGCUACAGUGUCAGUGGUCUCCCAGCCAGAGGCUGUAGCUCCAACCCCUAUUCCUGGUCCAACAGGUCGCACAGGAAUCUUACUUGAGGCUCGACGUCGUAGUGGCAAACCCAAACCUAUGUUCAAUGUGCCAGAUGUCACAAAGAAAUCCCCCAAUCCUGAUCUAUUGUCUAUGGUGCAGAACCUUGAUGACAGGUCCACCAGACACUCACAUGGACAACCACUGUCUGAGACUAUAUAUGAUGGCGCAGAGGAGGAUAGGAGUGGUGAGGUUGGCAUGGGGAGGGCACCUCCUCCAGUGGCACCCAAGCCUAGGGUCAUCCACGAAGCCCCACAGUUUCUUCAAGCUGGCGGAAAGGGGGCCCAGCUGUUUGCCCGCAGGCAGAGUCGCAUGGGUAUGUAUGUAGUGGACACUCCACCCGAGACCCCUUACCAGCAGGUGCCCUCACACAGUGUAGCCCAAACCCUUGACUCCUCCCCCAAUCCUUCCUCCCCAUCUUCGUGGAAAUACUCCCCAAAUGUCCGUGCCCCUCCACCCAUUGGGUACAACCCACUCCUGGCCCCCUCUAUCCCUACAGGGCCUCAGAGGGAUGGUAGCAAACCAGAGAGCAGGGGUAAAGGAGGCUCCCAACGAGAGGGCAUCAAGGCUUUGGAAUUCAUGAGAAGGCAGCCCUACCAGCUUAAUUCUGCCAUGUUCAACUAUGGGGGCAGUGCUACUAACCUAUUAGCCAUGCCUUCUUACCAGGCUCAGAGGCAGCAGCAGGGUGACUACUCAACAACAAUGGUGGGCAGCUCAUUAACCUCACCUAAGCAGAUCCCCCUCAAAACAGCCCGUGUCUUCGAGGUCAAGCGAUUCUCCACACCCACACCCAUGUCAGCUCCCACACUGGCUCCCAAAGUCAUUGCACCCCGCUCAGCCACUACCCUCGGAGAGCGCUUGACUCAUUCUGGCAUGAUAUCCCCACCUCCUGCUCCUUUUACUCUAACCCCAGGCCCUUUCUUUACACCAGCACCAGUUAGUGCCCCAACCACUGCUUCACCUCCCUCUCAACCAGCUGGACCACCCAGCCUCCCAAAAUUCUCUGCCACCCCUAUUCCAAACCCUUUGCCCCCUGCAGUCCCUACACCUUACACUCCAGUAUCAUACACCACUGGGCUCCAGAGAGCCAAGCAGUUCCAGAGUGCUCCUGAGCUCAGUAUCCUUGCCUCUUUGCCCCCGCUCAAGUCCAACCAAGUUCAGGCUCCCAAACCACGUUUUGUUGCAACCAAGGGAGGCGUCCAGCCCCAUGUCUGGAGACCUGGGGCAAUGUGAACAGCAGUAAAGUCACUACCACACCUGGA